AUGAGUUUGCUGAAAGAGUCUAGUCCGCUGCAUUCGCUAUUUAGCGUCUCCAGCCUGUUGGGCGAGGUCAAAACAGAGUCAGUAUCACCACCACCAGAAGAACCUGAAGGCUCUGAAUCUAUGCUACAAAAGCUCGCCUCAGCUUUUGCUGCCCAACAAAAAUUCCUGCUGAUGCAACAAAUGUUCGCGCCCCGAUUUCCCUAUCUGGCUGCCGGGCUGGUGCCAGGCCUACCACCGCUUUUCCCCGGCCUUCCCAUGGCCGGCUUCCAAAACCCAUUCCUUCGUCAAGGGAUGAAGCUCGGGAAUCUGCAACGGUUGGCUGAAAUGCCGUUCGAAAUGCCGAGAGAGGCUACCCCGGAAGCACCUUCACCUUCAAAUAUCCCGCCCGCUAGCUUGCAUCCUUGUCAAAAAUGUUCAAAGGUCUUCUCGACGUCUACAGCUUUGGAGCAACACGCCCAAAUUCAUUCCGUCGAGAAGCAGUUCGAAUGUAAUCAGUGUGGCAAGACCUUCAAACGAUCAUCAACAUUGUCCACACAUCUUCUCAUCCAUUCUGACACCCGACCAUAUCCCUGUGAAUACUGUGGCAAGCGCUUUCAUCAAAAGAGUGACAUGAAGAAGCACACCUACAUCCAUACAGGAGAAAAACCACAUAAAUGUACGGUGUGUGGGAAGGCGUUCUCGCAGAGCAGCAAUCUGAUCACACAUACGCGGAAGCACACCGGGUUCAAGCCGUUUGCGUGUGAUAUAUGUGGACGGACGUUCCAGCGCAAAGUGGACCGUCGCCGCCAUCGCGAAACACACCACCCAGGCGCUGCUGAAAUCGUCGAAACCCCUACUUCCCGAUCACCAAUUCGCCUCGACCUCUCCCGCAGCUUCUCAAGCCCUUCAAUCGAAACAGCCGAUGAAGUGAUCGCUCGGCUCACCUCACUCCCCACCCAAGUCCUCACCAGCAGCCCCAUCAAAUGUGAAUUCCCAAUGCCAGUUACCGUCUCAUUCAACCUUGAAGAAGCCUUGAAUCUCUCACAAAAA
This is a messenger RNA of Mesorhabditis spiculigera, 1029 nucleotides long. NCBI's taxonomy places the organism in Eukaryota, Metazoa, Nematoda, Chromadorea, Rhabditida, Rhabditidae. The record is from the annotation of a GenBank genome assembly.